CAGAAACACUUGGGGUAAAGGAAGCACAUAAUGUUUCCCCCCUGGAUCCUGGCUGUUGAAGUGAGCUAGUUAUAUUUAAUCCCUGGAUGGCUGAGGGGGUGGGAGAAGAGAGCCUGUGAGCUUUGGUUACAACCUGACCAGCACAAAGCCCCGUUUGUGGCUGCUGCCUCUAUAAACCCAUACUGAGGGAGAGAGUCCAGGCGUUCACAUCUGUCCUCCUCAGCUGUAGGCACACACUACUCUAGAAAGCCUCCAGUGAAAAAUGAAAAAGCCUAUUGUUCUUAUGCUUUUGAGCUGUCUGCUGGUUACCCAAGCCAUGCCGACAAAUCGCCCGUCGUGCUACAAAAAGCUGCUAAAGGGUCGAAGCUGCCAUAACAUCCCCGAAGGGACCGAACACUUACGGCUCAUAGACCAUGGAUUGACGGAUCACUUCUGGGCCGGGGACGACUGUGAGAUUGUGUGCUACUGCAAUUUCCAAGAAUUGCUUUGCUGCCCCAAGGACAUAUUCUUUGGACCAAAGAUUUCUUUUGUGAUUCCUUGCAAUUCCUAAUGAAAAGAAAUUUAACAGCAGCUUGAAAACCAUUCACUGGUCUGCCAAAAACCUGCUUCCCAAGUACACAAUUCUUCUCCUAUGAUCUUCCUAAAACAUCAUUUGUAGAACGUGACCCACAACACAAGAGGUACUAUUUCGCACGAGAAAAAGUGUAAAAGUUAUUUUUUUUUAUGUUUGACGACUCAAAUGACAAUACAGGGCAAAUGCUAAAAUACACUAAACCAUGUACAUGCUUUUUCAAUCUAACAUAUCAAUCAACAAUCUUUGUGGGCCAUCCUACUAAAUAGUUGUUCAAUGAUAUUUAACACCGGUUUGUUUUUAAUAAAGAAAUAAGUUUAAUUUCUGGAUAUUAAAAGAAGCUAAAAUGCAGUUAAAAUACUGAUAUUUAUCCAAACUAAUUAUGUAAUGUGGUAUUUGUCUUCCUUCCAACUGCUGACUCACCCUUUCAAAAUUGUACAUUCAAGUAAAACUUACAAGUACUGAUAUUAUUUAAGUGGGACCUUAAAACCUAAUUUAACA
Messenger RNA from Rhincodon typus (whale shark), 1072 nucleotides. Its product is annotated as scrapie-responsive protein 1. The transcript has 4 exons. The record is from RefSeq and is a predicted model, not a curated record. The coding region runs from base 263 to 550 and encodes 95 amino acids. Lineage: Eukaryota; Metazoa; Chordata; Chondrichthyes; Orectolobiformes; Rhincodontidae.